Messenger RNA from Thalassophryne amazonica, 3080 nucleotides. RefSeq names its product WD repeat domain 3 (gene wdr3). The coding region runs from base 111 to 2936 and encodes 941 amino acids. The transcript has 27 exons. Gene Ontology annotation, biological process: maturation of SSU-rRNA. Gene Ontology annotation, molecular function: snoRNA binding; protein binding. The record is from RefSeq and is a predicted model, not a curated record. Gene Ontology annotation, cellular component: Pwp2p-containing subcomplex of 90S preribosome; small-subunit processome. NCBI's taxonomy places the organism in Eukaryota, Metazoa, Chordata, Actinopteri, Batrachoidiformes, Batrachoididae.
ACGUUUGAUUAGCUUGGUCUGAGUCAUCAUCAGGUCUGGGAACAUAGACGUAGGUUUGCUAGUAGCAACCGCGUUUUUGGAGGAUCAGUGUCACCUAGGGGCUCCUGGUCAUGGGUUUGACCAAGCAGUAUCUGCGCUACAUUGCCAGUGCAGUGUUUGGAGUCAUCAGCAGUCAGAAGGCAAACAUCUCGUACGUUACUCUCCGUGGAGGUGAGAGGGGACGCUAUGUUGCCGUGGCAGCGUGCGAGCAUGUGUUUAUCUGGGAUGUCCGGAAAGCAGAAAAGAUUAUGAUCCUACAGGGACAGAAACAUGAAGUCACCUUCUUGUGCCCCUCAUCUGACGGCGUUCAUAUCGCUGUAGGUUAUGAGGAUGGCGCCGUGCGGAUCUUUAGUCUGCUGAAUGGUGAGAGCAAUGUGUCCUUCAACGGCCACAAGUCUGCUGUCACCAUGAUACGCUAUGACACGCUGGGAGCGCGGCUCGUCACCGGGUCCAAGGACACUGAUGUGAUCGUGUGGGACAUUAUCAAUGAGUGUGGGCUAUACAGGCUGAAAGGCCACAAAGACGUCAUCACACAAGCUCUGUUCCUCAGAGACAAGAACCUCGUGGUCACAAGCUCCAAGGACAGUUUUGUGAAGUGGUGGGACCUCGACACACAGCACUGCUUCAAGACUAUUGUGGGUCACCGCAGUGAGGUGUGGGGUAUGGUGCUGCUGAAUCAAGACACCAGAUUGCUAACAGGGUCAGCAGACAGUGAACUUCGUGCCUGGGACAUCAACUAUCUGCAGGAGGAAAAAGUCAAUGGAGAGCCAAAAGUAAAGAAGGGCAAAACCCUGCAGGAUGAUUCUGAAGAUGAUAAUGAAGAUGGUGACAGGCUGGAUGAGAGCACUGCAGAGCGAAUUCUGACUUGCAAUAAAGCCGGUUCCAUCCUUCGAGAGGCCAGAGACCGGGUUGUCUCAAUGACCUUGGAUGCCAAAAUGGGAGUCGUUGCCUGCCAUGGCAAUGACUCAGUCCUAGAGCUCUUCACUGUACUGUCAGAGGAGGAAGUACAGAAAAAAAUGACAAAGAAGCUGAAAAAAGCCCAAAAGAAGAUAGCCAAAGCUCAGGAUGGUGCGGACAAGACAGCGGAGCCUGUGGUAGAGAGGAAACUAAAGGAUGAGAUCAUCAGACUAACCAACAUAAAGGCUUCUGCCAAGAUCAGAUGGGUGGACUGCCUAGCAUGUUCAGGUGGUGAGCUGAAGGUUGCACUGCUGCUACAAAACAACACUGUUGAGACCUACAGCUUAAAGACUUCAGUUAAACCUCCCACAGCCAAUAAGACAACUCGCCUCACCCUCGGAGGCCAUCGCACUGACGUCCGCACACUGGCCUUCAGCUCUGACAACCUGGCCAUCCUGUCGGCCUCAGGAGACACCGUUAAAGUGUGGAACAGAGCAACUCUGCAGGUGAUUCGCACUAUGGCCUGUGAAUACUCCCUGUGCUCUCUCUUUGUGCCUGGAGACAGACAGCUUAUUCUGGGAACAAAGAGUGGGAAGUUGCAGAUCUUUGAGUUGGCCUCGGGAAGCCUCUUGGAGACAUUAGAGGCCCAUGAUGGAGCUGUGUGGUCCCUCUGCCUCGCUCCAGACCAGAGGGGAAUCGUGACGGGCAGCGCAGACAAGACGGUGAAGUUUUGGGAAUUUGAGCUGAUCAAAGACAAAGACACGGGCCAGAAGAGGCUGACGAUGAAACACACCCGCACACUGCAGUUGGAAGAAGACGUUCUGUGUGUGAAGUUUUCUCCUGAUCACAGACUGCUGGCUGUGUCUUUGUUGGACUGUACUGUCAAGGUUUUCUACACAGACACUCUGAAGUUCUUCCUGUCUCUGUAUGGACACAAGUUGCCCGUACUUUGUUUGGACAUCACACAUGACAGCACACUUAUUGCCACAGGCUCUGCUGACAGAAAUGUAAAGAUCUGGGGUUUGGACUUCGGGGACUGUCACCGCUCCAUGUUUGCUCAUGAUGACAGUGUCAUGUUCCUCCAGUUUGUCCCCAAAACCCACCUUUUCUUCACAGCAGGAAAGGACAAAAAGAUCAAACAGUGGGACGCAGACAAGUUUGAGCUCAUCCAGACACUGGAGGGUCAUCAUCGGGAGGUUUGGUGUUUGGCUCUCAGUCCCAAUGGUGACUAUCUCGUGUCGUCAUCCCACGAUAAGUCUCUACGCCUAUGGGAGAGAACCAGGGAGCCAAUCAUCCUGGAGGAGGAGAGAGAAAUGGAGCGAGAAGCAGAGUUUGAAGAGAGUCUGGGCAAAGGAGAUCUGCCUGUGCUGCCUGGAGAGACUGAAAGAGAAGCAGCACCAGCCAGCAAGAAGACUGCUGAAACCGUCAAAGCUGCAGAGCGAAUCAUGGAGGCUCUGGAGCUUUACAGAGAGGAAACCAAGAAGAUGGAGGAGCAUAAAUACGCUUGUGAAAAAGCAGGCAAAGAGUUACAGCCACCGAAACCCAAUCCAGUUCUUUCGGCCUAUGGAAAUGUUUCACCAUCCCGUCAUGUUUUAGAUGUCAUUAGAAAGGUCAGAUCCAGUGAGCUGGAGGUUUCUCUUCUGGUCUUACCGUUCCCUUACGUUCCCGAGCUGCUGAUGCUCUUUAACAGCUACAUCCAGCAGGGCCUGGAGGUGGAGCUGGUCUGCCGCUGCCUUUUCUUCCUGCUCAGGAUCCAUUUUGGGCAGAUUUCUAGUAAUGAGAUGCUCUUGUCUGUUAUAGACAAACUACGAGCUAGUACACUCUCAAAAGUGUGUGAAAUCAGAGAUGUAAUGGGGUUCAACAGCGCCGCCCUGCAGUUUCUCCAGCGGGAGAUUGAGCGCAAAGAGGAUGUGAUGUUCUUCACAGAUGCCACUGGUCAGCUGGAGCAGAAGAAAAAGAGGAGGAGGAAGCGGGAGCGAGCCAUUCUCACCAUCGCUUGAAUCAAAAUGGACAGAAUUUUGUUCACAACAGCUUCACUUCCCAUGUGCUUCGUCUCCCUCCAGGAGGGUUACGCUGUUUUUUAACCUCCACUGACAUCCUGACUUGCUUAGUUUCCCAAAUAAACUAUGUCUGAUGUCUGCAGU